This is a messenger RNA of Brassica oleracea var. oleracea, 807 nucleotides long. RefSeq lists its product as uncharacterized. The coding region runs from base 1 to 807 and encodes 268 amino acids. Gene Ontology annotation, biological process: DNA repair; telomere maintenance. The record is from RefSeq and is a predicted model, not a curated record. Lineage: Eukaryota; Viridiplantae; Streptophyta; Magnoliopsida; Brassicales; Brassicaceae. The transcript has a single exon. Gene Ontology annotation, molecular function: DNA helicase activity.
AUGCUCCUCGGUGGAGAUUUCAGACAGAUAUUACCUGUAAUUCCUAAGGGAACUCGACAAGACACCGUCAAUGCUUCGAUAAGCAAGUCCUACUUGUGGCACUCAGCACAAGUACACACCUUGAGCAUCAACAUGACACUGAGACAAGCUGACAAGAAAUUUGCGGAAUGGAUCUUGAGUGUUGGGAAUGGAACGACGGCCACUGUGGAAACAUAUGCAGGGAGUCAUGAGGAUGGAGAAAAGAUUGUAAUAGCAGAUGAGUUUAUGCUUCUAAAGAGUGAUAACCCGUAUCAGUUAAUAUCAGAUGCUGCAUAUCCAAACUUCGUCGAAAACUACUUAAACCGGUCCUACUUGACCGAUAGAGCUAUUUUAGCACCAACUAAUGCAAGUGCACAAGAGAUGAACUCUUACCUACUGUCUAAGGUUCCAUCUGCAGAAAAGGAAUAUCUAAGUUCUGAUACAAUUUCCUUCGAAUCAACCCCUACAGACGAUUGGACAAAGAACUACACGCAAGAGUACUUAAACUCUUUAGAGUACUCAGGUUUGCUGACCCAUAAACUUUGCCUCAAGGUUGGAGCUCCUGUCAUGAUGUUAUGCAAUCUCAACCAGCGGAAUGGACUGUGUAAUGGAACCAGAAUGGUGGUCUCGCGUCUUGGUCACAGAGUACUUGAGGCACAGAUUAUGACAGGCACUCAUGUAGGAGAAGGAGUCUUGAUACCACGGAUUCAGUUAUCUCCAAACGACAGUCUCCAUCCAUUCAAUUUCCGAAGAAGGCAGUUCCCUAUAAGAUUAUGUUAUGACUAUUAA